This is a messenger RNA of Cephus cinctus (wheat stem sawfly), 5907 nucleotides long. It is a transcript of the gene Elk, whose product is annotated as potassium voltage-gated channel subfamily H member 8. Gene Ontology annotation, cellular component: membrane. The transcript has 14 exons. The record is from RefSeq and is a predicted model, not a curated record. Gene Ontology annotation, biological process: potassium ion transmembrane transport; regulation of membrane potential. Gene Ontology annotation, molecular function: voltage-gated potassium channel activity. The coding region runs from base 373 to 3198 and encodes 941 amino acids. Lineage: Eukaryota; Metazoa; Arthropoda; Insecta; Hymenoptera; Cephidae.
GGCCAUAUUGUUUGCUCGAGCCGUUGACAGUAUGUUAAAGCCUGUCGCGUAUCAAUCGGAUAAAUUUAAUUGCUACGGAUCACCGUGACCUUUUGGCAAACAGUGAACGUUCGAUUCAAUUAAUUGUCAUGGUUCGGUACAAUUGACGCAACUCUUCGAGGAGUGAAUUAUAACAAGGACAUUUCGUCGUUAUCGAUGAUACUGUCGCACUGUGUCGACGCAAAACUUUAUAUCUAAGGGACACGAGGGAAGACGGGCAAUCUGUAAGACAGCAACUUUGUCCUGGGCAAUGCGCAGGUUCCGUCGAACUAUCCGAUCGUCUAUUGUUCCGAUGGAUUCUGCGAGUUGACCGGUUUCGCGCGUGCGCAGAUAAUGCAACGAGGAUGCGCCUGCAAGUUCCUCUAUGGACCGGAAACGAAGGAGGAGGAGAGGGUGAUGAUAGACAAGAGUCUCGAGAGCAAAACAGAACUCAAGAUGGAGGUUGUGUUUUACAAGAAGAGCGGAACUCCGUUCAACUGUCUGCUGGAUAUAGUUCCCAUAAAAAACGAAAAAGGUGACGUCGUCCUCUUCCUGGCAUCUCACAAGGAUAUAACGCACACCAAGGACCGGCAGCUAUGUGAAUUGUAUGACAGCGACGCUAACGGUAAUCUCGAUCCUGAAGCACCUCCGGCUAACUAUGGCAGGAGAAGAAGCCGCGCUGUUCUCUAUCAACUAUCGGGCCACUACAAACAAUACAAUAAGCACAAGCUCAAGAUCAACAAUACGCUUCUUCAUUCCACGGCAGCUCCAUUACCCGAGUACAAGACCUCAGCUAUCAAGAAAUCCCAGUUUAUUCUUAGCCAUUACGGUGGCUUUAAAUCCUGCUGGGAUUGGCUGAUACUGAUAGCAACUUUCUACGUAGCCGUAGUUGUACCCUACAAUGCCAGUUUUGUCAACACCGACAGACCCACCAUGGUCAGCGACGUCGUCGUCGAGGCCCUCUUCAUCGUAGAUAUAAUUCUUAACUUCAGGACGACCUAUGUGAGCAGGAAGGGUGAGGUCGUCAGCAAUGGAAAGAGUAUUGCUUUGAAUUAUCUGAAAAGCUGGUUCCUCGUGGAUCUUGUUGCUGCGCUUCCCUUUGACGUGCUCUACGCCUCGGACGUUUACAGCGGAGAGGAAUCUGGACACAGUCACAUUCAUUUAGUGAAACUCACGAGGCUGCUGAGAUUGGCAAGAUUGCUGCAGAAGAUGGACAGGUACUCCCAGUACAGUGCGAUGAUCCUGACAUUGCUGAUGCUGUCGUUCACUCUGGUUGCUCAUUGGCUCGCGUGCAUCUGGUACGUCAUUGCUGAGAAGGAGAGACUGCGCAACGAUAAAGACUGGGAUCUCGGCUGGAUUCAUACUCUGGCUGACAGACUGAAGAUUUCCGUGCAGAACGUGACGCACUCUGAGAGUUACAUCACUGCACUUUACUUCACCUGUAGUAGUCUGACCUCAGUAGGUUUUGGCAACGUGUCAGCCAAUACAUCUUCGGAGAAGAUAUUUUCCAUAUGCACUAUGCUAAUCGGUGCGCUGAUGCACGCUGUGGUAUUUGGUAACGUGACCGCCAUUAUUCAGAGAAUGUACUCGAGAAGAUCACUUUAUCAGACAAAGUGGCGAGAUCUCAAGGACUUCCUAGCACUUCACCAGAUACCUGACGAGCUCAAGCAAAGGAUGCAGGACUAUUUCCAAACUAUGUGGUCGCUCAAUCAUGGCAUUGACAUACACGAGGUAAGGGAGACGCUGAAGGAGUUUCCGGAAGAGCUUCGAGGCGACGUCUCAAUGCAUUUGCAUCGUGAAAUCCUGAGUUUACCGAUAUUCGAAGCAGCCUCACAGGGUUGCCUCAAGCUGCUCUCGCUUCAUAUUCGAAGCAACUUCUGCGCCCCUGGCGAAUUUCUCAUUCAUAAAGGGGAUGCUCUAUCCUACAUUUACUAUCUGUGCAAUGGUUCGAUGGAGGUCGUGCAAAACAGCAUGGUGGUAGCCAUUUUAGGGAAGGGAGAUUUGGUGGGUUGCGACAUAAACGUACACUUACAACAUGGUAAUAAUGGUGGUGGUACCGGUGGUGGUGGUUCUGGAACUGCUGAUGUUGUAGUAAAAUCCAGCUGCGACGUUAAGGCACUGACUUAUUGUGACCUCAAAUGUAUCAAUAUGCAAGGCCUGGUGGAUGUUCUCAGACUUUAUCCUGAGUAUCAGCAUCAAUUUGCUCAUGACAUAAAGCACGAUCUUACCUACAAUUUAAGGGAGGGUUACAUUGCUGGCCAAGAGUCUGAUAUGAAUGGUGCGCAUUCUUUGACCUUGCCUUCUAUCAGUGAGGAUGAUGAAAAUCUUCCUGAGGAAGGUGAAACUUCACCCCUUUCACCACCAAAUAGAUCACCCUUGCACAUAGCGACGAGUCCACGUCAUGCAAAGUUCAGGGACGAGUACAGAGAGGGUAGACGUGGAGUGAGGGGUGCAAUAAUAAGAGGAAGAGCUGCUCAAGUUCUCGCUCAAGAGUCUGCCGAGGAUCAUAUUAGAGGAUCCGUAGAGAGAUUGGAUACUCAAGUGACAAAUUUGCACCAAGACGUAGCUACUUUGAGUUAUGAGGUCAGAAACGCUAUUCAGACACUGCAGCUGCUAGCCAGUUCUCCCCAGAGCAAUCCAAACCUUCCAACUCCAACUGGCAGGGGAAGUGGUGUUUUGGCUAGAAGUUCCUCACAUCCGCCAGAUGCUCUUUGCUGGGACCCACCAGCUAGAUUGGCACAUGCUUCGACGCAAACUGAUUGGCCAAUCGAUCUCUUGGAACUCUGGGUUCGCACCGAUCCUCACAGAGUUCUCAGGCUCUUGGGAUUAGAUCCAGAAAUUGUUCUAAAAUCGUCGAUUCCGUCGCCUACGCCUUCUCCGUCUUCACCUCCUCCACCACCCUACGAACCCUUGUCUUCUUUAGCGGGUUCGCCGAUGCAAUCGCCGCCACAGUCACCAGUUUCAGGAAACAAUAAUUGUACCUUCAACAACAAUCAGGAGGAACAAGCAGUAUCGAGAGUUUGUCGAGUGUCGACGACGUGCUGGGAUUCACCAAAUAAAUUAUCACACAGAUUCAGUGCUGGCGAUGCUGACAAUUCAUCCUCGCUUCAUCAGGCAUUUAACGCCCUUCAUCGGCUGCCAGAGUCACGAUCAUUAAAGUUCGACAUCUUUGACAGCUGAGCGAAGCACCGCAAUGUCUCGUUAUCCAUGGAAGACUUGAAAAGUAUGAAUAGUGAAGAGCGAAGCAUAAUGAAAUAAGUGUGAAACUUGAUAAAUGAAAAAUGAAGAAUGAAGAUUUGUUGCCUUGUGCAUCGCGUAGGCGCCUAAGUAUUUAUAUAGCUAUUGGAGGAAGUUUUCGCGGAAAAAAACUCACAAAUAACUAGUGAUCUACUAGGUGGGAAUGGUCUUUCGAGAGCUUAUAUUUUUCCAUAGCUAAGUCUCAUCUUUCUCCACGAAACUCUUCCCUUGGUACUUAUACCCUUUUUACUAUUGUCACUGCCGAACUCUCUGGUCUUCUAAUUUGAUCUUGAAAAUAAGGGUGGGGUUUUCUCAAGGUUUCGUAUAUUUAUGUCCACGUCAUAUCAUAAUCGUUACGAUUGGCAUUUAUAUUUACGAACAAUGGCUCAAGUAUUACAUGAUUUUGUUUCUUCUUCGUUUCAAGGAGGCAAGGAGGAACAAAUCAGCUACGAAAAUAACUGCGUCUGUAUCCAUUGACGUAACUUAUAGAAAUCAAUUUUAUUCUAGUCUGAUUUUAAGAUGGCAUAUCAUGCACGCGUCAUAUCGUAUCAUACUUUCUACGACGGUAGUGCCUCGAAAUUAAUUGCGUUAAUUAUCCGGAGCUGGUAUACAUAAAAAUAUUACGUAAAAUGCAAUCACGUUCUACAUAACCAUAGGAAAAUAUAUUUAAUAGACGUGACGUUGCUCCAGUCAAUAAAACAAAAAAAAUUCGAUACAUUCUCUUGAAAUCUUGCAAUUUUUUAAGUGAAUAUGAAUUGAUUGAUGUAAUAGGUGGUGAAAUAGCAUAGUGAACUUUAUUUGGGAAUUAAUUGCACGGUUCAAUUUAAGUAAUUGUUACUUUAUCGACACAUUGUACAUAAUUGUUUCCUAUUAGAAUGAAAUUGACGUAUCAUUCCAUUUUUUGUACAGUUCCCUAAUGUCGGUUAAGCGUUUCCGGUCGAGUUAUUAUUUUAAAAUUUAACAGAGAAACAUGUUAUAUGCAUACAUAUAUAUAUAUACAUACAAACAAAUAUAUAUUAUAUAUUUGAAGGUAUUCGCAAUUCAAGUUAAUAAAGUCUCGUUAACUGGAAAAUUUUAGUAUAGCAAUAAUGUGCACAUUUUAAUGUACGAUAACGACGUCCACUUUAGCUUCUAGUCAGUGAUCAUCAAUUAGCGAAAAACUUGACAUUUUCCAGCUGUAGAUAAGUUAUGCGUAGAACGUUCAGAAACGAAUUGAAGGGAGACAAAGAAAGAGAUAUAUUAAUAUAAAAACAUAUAUUUCAUUGAGUCGUAGAUAGGAGAAGCUCACAAAUUCAAAAAUAGGAGCGAAUACAUUUACCAGGAGACACGAUCGCGAGUUAUUGCAAAAAGUAUGUGCGUGUUUGUGAAUAUGUUAACGUACGCAUCGUACAUACAUAUCUUCUAUAAAAUUUUAGAACUUCUAUUUUUAUACAAUUAAUAUUCUAAAGUGAAAAGUUUUCUGAAAUUUUGCGAUAUUUAACUGGUGGCACGAAUUUUCUCUUUAAAUUUGGAAGGGCGACACUAUUAAAUCGAAUGUGAUAAAUAUCUACAAAUCUCACUACCUCAUCUUCAUUCGGAAUUUCACUAUAUUUUUUUUUCUUAUCUAUUUCAACUCGAUAGGUUUUAACGACUUGACCAAGAAAUGUUGAAUGCAGAUCAACGUACUCGCGUGACAUACACAUUUCUUUUGCAAUGGCGGAUACAUGUAAUAAAAGGAAACGCGUUUUCCGCGCGAUCGUAUCCAAACAUGAAUCAUAUUAUACGGAAUAUGGAAGUGUAUUUAAUUUUAAGUAAUCAAAGCUAAGUGCUACUGGGUGUUUGUAAAUAAUAAAUAAUAUUGAAAAUGUGUGAUAAGGCACGGCUUGGGCCAUGCACGGUUAUAUUCGUUCGACUUUCUCUGACGUGAAUCGUGAAAGUCGAGUAUCGUAAGCAGCGUACAAGGAAAAAUGGACACAGAGAUUAUAAAGAAUAAAAAAUAAGACUAGAUCAAGAGAGGCUAUAGAGAAUGAUUUAAUCUUGCGUUAACGAGGUGUAUACCGCAUAAAUAUAUACAGAGUUAUUCAGUAGAAACGCACCACGUGAAGUUAUCGCACCCAUUUGAACCUUAUGGUAAAACUAUGUUUAAGUGGUGCGUUUGGGCUGAAUAACCGGGUAUAUACGUAUAUUAUACAUAUACCGGAUUCUCGAAAUUUUCACGAGUCAUGGUGGAUAGCCAUUUUAUAAAUAUUUCAUAUAUUUUGUUAUACUAUUUCUAUGCUCUCUACGUUAUAAUUGAAAGGUAAUUAUACAUAUGUAUAAAUGUAUUACAGUAUCGAUCCGCCUUUAAACCUUUUCCACUUAUUCAAUAUGGCGGCGCAUUAGAAUAUAUGUAUUAUAGUUCUAUAUAUAAGACCCUCUGAUGUUCGUAAAGCUUUAUCUUCCAGAAGAUUGAGCGAAAAAAUUUGAAUAAUUAUAAAGAAUUGUCAAUAAUUCGGAAGGAAUUCGAUGAUCACAUAAUGAUUGGGUUCGUUUACUGAUAAGGUCUUUGAAACUGUCCAACCACGAAAUACAAUCAUCGCGACAUACUUUCAUAGAUGUAGAUAUCCUUGUAUUACACCAGAGUACAUGAUCUACAUAGAAAUUUGGAAUUAAUAAAUUCCCUUGGACAUGAAA